Molecule: messenger RNA, 2368 nt
Organism: Carlito syrichta (Philippine tarsier)
Lineage: Eukaryota; Metazoa; Chordata; Mammalia; Primates; Tarsiidae
Gene: ZNF875
Product: HKR1, GLI-Kruppel zinc finger family member
Exons: 6
Coding region: 131-2065 (644 amino acids)
Biological process (GO): regulation of transcription by RNA polymerase II
Molecular function (GO): DNA-binding transcription factor activity; zinc ion binding; RNA polymerase II cis-regulatory region sequence-specific DNA binding
Source: RefSeq, a predicted model, not a curated record
GCUGUCUGGCACCGGGUUAGGCCCCUCUAUCCGGGUCUUUCCCACACCUCCGCACUUCGUUAUCCGACCUUCGACCUCAGGAUCCGCGACGCGCACCCGCGUUCCGGAGAGCACUCAGGAGACCAGGAAAAUGGCCAUGGGGCUUCUGAGAGCCAAAAAAGAGGCAUUCGUGGCAUUCAGAGAUGUAGUUGUGGACUUCACACAGGAGGAGUGGACAUUGUUGAGCCCUGCUCAGAGGACCCUGCACAGGGAAGUGAUGCUGGAGACUUACAACCACCUGGUCUCACUGGAAAUUCCAUUUUCCAAACCAAAACUCAUUGCUCAGCUGGAGCAAGGGGAAGAGCCCUGGAGAAAGGAGGGAAAACAACAACUGGAUUUCUGGGCAGCAGGAUCAAAGCCAGAAAUUCAACCUUGUCCUUCCUGCCCUCUGAUGUUCUCCAAUCAGCAAGCCCUCAGCCAACACGUGUGGCUGAGUCAUCUCCCUCAGUUGUUCUCAAGUUUAUGUGCAGGAAAUCCUCUCAGUCCUGGAAAAUGCUACCCAGAAGAUCAGAAACAGCAGCAGGAUCAACUCUUUUAUCAAUUCUGCUCUGGUGAUAAAGAAAUAAUUCAAGAGAGAGAAGACUCCAAAUGCCUGUUUCGGAGAGUAAACAAAAGUGCCACUUCAAAGUUACCCUCCAUCUCACCUAAGGGACAGCCAGUAAGGUCCAAGGAAGACAACACAGUGGUGGAGGAUAUAAGGUCCAGCCUAGAAGGGAAUUCAACCCUUAAAGAAACAGGCAAAGUAUUGCAUGGUUUAGAAGUGUUGGGAUUUGGAGCAAUCAAAUGUGAAGAGUUUGGACCAGGCUUUAUCAAGAAUUCAAACUUACUUAACUUUCAGAAGACACACACUGGGGAGACAGCCUAUAUGUAUACUGAAUGGGGCCAAAGUUUCAGCAGUGUGUCAGUCCUCAUUAAAAACCCAAAGACACACUCUGGGGAAAAGCCUUAUAUGUGCAGGGAAUGUGGACGAGGCUUUACCUGGAAGUCAAACCUCAUCACACACCAAAGGACACACUCAGGGGAGAAAGCUUACGUGUGUAAGGAUUGUGGACGAGGCUUUACGUGGAAGUCAAACCUCUUCACACAUCAGCGGACUCACUCAGGGGUCAAACCUUUUGUGUGCAAGGAAUGUGGGCAGAGCUUUAGCUUGAAGUCAAACCUUAUCACACACCAGAGAGCACACACUGGGGAGAAGCCUUAUGUUUGCAGGGAAUGUGAGCGUGGCUUUCGCCAGCAUUCACACCUCAUCAGACACAGGAGGAUACAUUCAGGAGAGAAACCUUAUGUUUGCAGGGAGUGUAAGCAAGGCUUUAGCCAGAAGUCACACCUCAUCAGACACUUAAGGACACACACAGGAGAGAAACCUUAUGUAUGCACAGAGUGUGGGCGUCACUUUAGCUGGAAAUCAAAUCUCAAGACACACCAGAGGAUGCACUCAGGGGUUAAACCUUAUGUAUGCCUGGAGUGUGGGCAACGCUUUAGCCUGAAGUCAAAUCUUAACAAACACCGGAGGUCACACACAGGGGAGAAGCCAUUUGUAUGCACUGAGUGUGGGCGAGGUUUUACCCGGAAAUCAACCCUCAACACACACCAGAGGACACACUCUGGGGAGAAGCCAUUUGUGUGUAGGGAGUGUGGACGAGGCUUUAAUGAUAAGUCCACCCUCAUCUCACACCAGAGAACACAUUCUGGGGAAAAACCUUUCAUGUGCAGGGAGUGUGGUAGAAGGUUUAGGCAGAAGCCAAACCUAUUUAGGCACAAGAGGGCACACUCAGGUGCCUUUGUGUGUGGGGAGUGUGGACAAGGAUUUUGUGAUAAGUUAACUCUCCUUAAACACCAGAAGGAACACUCAGCGGGGAAGCCUCAUGUAUGCCCGGAGUGUGGGCAAGACUUUAGCCGGAAGUCACACCUCAUUAGACAUCAGAGGACACAUUCAGGAGAGAAGCCUUAUGUUUGCAGAAAGUGUGGGCGCUGCUUCAGUCGGAAGUCAAACCUCGUCAGACAUCAGAGGACACACUCAAGGUAGAAACUUUGUGUGUACAAGGAGGGUUGUGAAACCUUUAGCCAGGAGUCACACUUCAUCAGACGUCAGAGGACACACACAGGGCUGUGACUUUAAGUCAGCCUCUGCUAGACACCCAAGUGGCAAUAACUUAUGUGUGAUAGUAAUGUGCCUGAGACUGCAUUAGUAAGAGACAGGUCUCCAGUACACCUGAAGGAGAAUUGCUGAGCCAUUUUCAGCUCUGCCCUUCCUCAGUGGGGAUGGUGGAUUGUGGAAGGUCUGUGAGGCUAUUUGAUUGAGGAAGUACUUUUAAUUGCCCAGGCAGAU